AAUUAUAAUAUUCCAUAAUCUCUUCGUAAUCAAGAGAGUGGGAGAAGAGUCGAGCUCGAAACCCAGAAAAAUAAUGGCGCCUUCUCUGCAGUUGUUCCAUCCUCCGAAGCCCCUCACGCACUUCAAUCGCUUCUCAUCCACCUCCUCAAGGCCUGCUUCCGUAAGGUGUUCUGCAGCCGCCGCUCCUGCUUCCGUUCCCCCCCUUAUUGCGUCAGGGAUCACAUACGAGUUCCGAGAGAUGCUUCUGGGUGGCGCUGCAUUGGACGCCACCGGAGUCCCCAUGCCCAACGAGACCCUUUCUGUUUCGAAGCAAUCCGAUGCCGUUCUUCUUGGUGCCAUUGGAGGCUAUAAAUGGGAUAAAAACGAGAAACAUCUGAAGCCAGAGACUGGGUUGCUUCAUCUCCGGCCUGGCCUUCAAGUUUUUGCAAAUCUCAGACCAGCCACUGUCUUCCCACAGUUGGUGGAUGCUUCAACCCUUAAGAAAGAGGUUGCUGAAGGUGUUGAUCUCAUGGUUGUGAGGGAACUCAAUGGCGGUAUAUAUUUUGGAAAACCCAGGGGCUUUGGAACCAAUGAAAAUGGCCAGGAGACUGGAUUUAACAUUGAGAUUUACUCUGCUCAUGAGGGAAUGUUCAAGGAUGUUAAUGUAUAAAAAAUUAAUCAUGAUAUGGGGCAUCCAACGAAAUAGGACCAAGAUGAUAUGCAACUCUUGCGACCAUCUCCUUGGCUACAUCUACGAUGACGACCCUCCAUUCACUGAUACUCCCAAUGUAACACCCUAACUUUUAGCACCUCAUGAUCGUACUAAAAGUUUAGGUGUUACUUACCUCUAACCCUUUUUAUUUUAUACUAUAUUUAUUUAAUAUUGAGCCUUCGUGAAUACGAAUCGGAAUUUUAAUCAAGAAAACGGAAGGUCUUUACUGUAAAACUCUUAAUCACAAAAAUAUACUGAGUAGGCACAGGAAGGUGGCAACACCACCAAUGUCAAUGAAAAUACCACUGAAGGAGGGACAGUAUUAAAUUCCGUGGUGAGUCCAAUGUAUAAGAAUAGAUAUGUUAUAUUAUUUUGUUGUUUGCUCUCUGUAACUCUUUAAUUUGUCACAGACCAGGGCAUGAAAAGCCAAGAAGAAAUUGCCAAAAAUUCUAUAAGAGUUGGAGCAGUGGCCCAAACUCAGAGUGAAGAAAUUCCAUUGUCACAAUUUGCACCCCAAGCUGAGAGGGAGAAAACUCCAAUAGCAAUCCUAGACCAUUUAGAGAGAAACACCAAAUUGUUAGGCCCAUAGCUCCAUGUAUUGUACCCCCACCUGUACCAGCACCUGUACCAACAUUAUGGUUCAAAUCUCAACCUUCACAAGCUUCAAACCUGAGGCUUCACAACUCACAGAAUUAAUGCACUGGGCUAAUAGCUGAUAUGACAACUCCAAGAAACACAAAUGGUGCAAUUUCUGCAGAGACGAUGGCUACUACAUCACGACUUCUUAAAUUUGCGCCAACACCCGACUUUAGGCCUCCAGGACUUAGGCUUCUUAAGCACCAUUGAUAAUGUUAAUAGGGUUAUAGAAAUGUGAAUUGUUGUUUUGGUAUUUUGGAUGUCUAAUUUGCAUCUUUAAGACUUGAAGUGAUACAAUGGUAUUUUGGCUGUUUAGUUUUUUUAUUUAGGGCCAUGUUGCUGCCCAUGCUAUGCUAUUUAAACUAUGAAUAGAUAAAUAGCUUGUUAAGUAUCAGUAUGAAUAUAACAUAUGAACUUGUAUGCUUUAUAUGAAA
Messenger RNA from Arachis ipaensis, 1761 nucleotides. The record is from RefSeq and is a predicted model, not a curated record. Lineage: Eukaryota; Viridiplantae; Streptophyta; Magnoliopsida; Fabales; Fabaceae.